GAUGGCAACACUGAAAGAUAACGAUAAUCGAUGGACAUAACCCUAAAUUUGCCUGCUUUAAAAUCCCUCACAUAUAGAUAACGUUUUGGAAGUAAUUAAGCAAAAUUCAUAAUGGACAGCAUUGGUGAAGCUUGCAACGACCUGAAAAAGGACUACGAUGCUUGUUUCAAUACUUGGUUUUCAGAACAUUUCCUAAAAGGACACACAAACGAUUCCAUGUGUGCCCCCCUCUUUAAAGUUUACCAAGAAUGUGUUAAAAGAGCAAUGAAGGACCAAAAAAUUGAUUUUCAUGAAGUCGAAAAAAAUUUAUUAGGAACUGAACAAGAAAGAAAACCACCACAAAAAAAUAGCUGACGUUGGUCAUCUUCAGUUUGCUCAUGGAUGUGUUCAAACUUAGUCUCAAAUCAAGCCAUUCUGAGUAGCGAAAACCACCACCAAGUGCAAGAAAUGUCGCAUGAACCACAAUUUGAUGUGUAAUAAUGUAACUGUUAUCAUAAAAAAAUAUACUUCUAAAAUAAAAAUUCUCUUGCACUUGUCGUAGGGGAAAUCAAAAUGUCUGAUAAAAUUGCAUUUAUUUUCGCUUAACACUACCAUUUUUAUCUUAGAAAGGAAAUAAAACUUAAUUAUUUUGUAGUAUUGUAGUCCUACAAUAUAAAAAAAUGACAA
Molecule: messenger RNA, 666 nt
Organism: Tribolium madens (black flour beetle)
Lineage: Eukaryota; Metazoa; Arthropoda; Insecta; Coleoptera; Tenebrionidae
Product: TP53-regulated inhibitor of apoptosis 1-like
Exons: 3
Coding region: 112-354 (80 amino acids)
Source: RefSeq, a predicted model, not a curated record